Messenger RNA from Condylura cristata (star-nosed mole), 3473 nucleotides. It is a transcript of the gene ARMC2, whose product is annotated as armadillo repeat containing 2. Lineage: Eukaryota; Metazoa; Chordata; Mammalia; Eulipotyphla; Talpidae. Gene Ontology annotation, biological process: cilium organization; sperm axoneme assembly. The record is from RefSeq and is a predicted model, not a curated record. Bases 235 to 2838 code for a protein of 867 amino acids. Gene Ontology annotation, molecular function: protein binding. The transcript has 18 exons.
UGCCGCUGCCGCUGCCUCCAGAAAGCUGAAGGAUGAGCUGAAUUUCCUCCGCUGUUACUGUUUCCAGCGCUGCUCACAGGUGCUUUGGGUCUGGUCGGAAGCCCCCUUUCCCGCUCCCACUCCCAAUUCAUUACCUGGCUCUCUCCACCCGCCCAGCAGUGACCUGACUCUGCAGGCGAGCAACUCGGGCGGCCAGGGGUGUGGUAUCCACCUAAAGAACAUUUAAAAGGAAAGAUGCUGUCUCCAACUGAUAAAAAGUUAGAAAAGCUGGAUCCAUUUUAUCGACCUUCAGUGUCCAAACAGAAGACCAGUGCAGAAAUAAUAAGUGAAGCACGAAAUUCUUUAAGAGCAGUUAGGACCCAAAGACCAUUUACCCCACAAGAAGAACAGAGAAAGCUAUUUGGACCGUCAUCUUCAAGAACACCAGAAAAUAGACCUCCUUCUUCCUUCAGCCUCCAUGCAUCCAGCUUUGAGUUAUCUGAUUCCAAGCCCAUCGCUGGCACACGUCUCAGUCCACUAGAACUUAAACCGAAAGCUCCAGCAUCUCCCACCACAGAGGAGGGUCCCUGUCCUUCUUUUCCUAAACCCCCAGUGGACCCUGUGAAGAUUAGAAAAAUAAGCAGUGCCCGGGCGCGUUUAUUCAGGGCUGCCUCCCAGGGGACGCUUCUGCCGGACAGGACCCUUCCUCCUGCUGAACCAAAGAAGACAGUGGAACCCAAAGAUACAGUGAUGAUGGGGGACUCCAUGGUGAUAGUAAAUGGGAUUUACUUAAAGGAACCACAUGCCACUGGCUGCUUGAAGAGUCACCCACUACAGCUAACUUAUGAUGGCAGCUUCAGUGAACUCAAGGAACGAGAAAUGCUCAGAGGAGCAACAUCCUUGCCAUCUCACCUCAGAAGUGGAGGGGACCAGGGAGAGAGGCGCACGAGGUCCUUCUCCUGUCCGGGCAGCUCUGACCUGAGCAGACAGGAACCAGAAGCAGUCUCAAAAGCCAACUUGCAAGACAAAGACACAGAAAUAGAAGUAGACGAAGUCUUUUGGAAUACAAGGAUCGGACCGAUUUUGCAUGAAUUAGAAAAGGAAGAAAACAUUGAAACGGUCUGUGCUGCUUGCACACAGCUCCAUCACGCUUUAGAGGAAGGAAACAUGCUUGGAAAUAAAUUUAAGAGAAGAAGUGUUCUCCUGAAGACUCUCUAUAAACUAGUUGAUGUUGGCUCAGACUUGCUCAACCUUAAACUUGCAAAAAUUAUCCUAGCACUUAAAGUGAGGAGGAAGACUCUUCUUAAUGUCUGCAAACUUAUAUUUAAAAUUAGCAGGAAUGAGAAGAAUGAUUCUCUGAUUCAAAAUGACAACAUUCUGGAAUCAUUAUUGGAAGUUCUGAGAAAUGAAGACCUGCAAACUAACACUGAGGCAUUUUUAUACUGUAUGGGAACCAUCAAAUUCCUUUCUGGAAAUCCAACAUUUCUUAAUGAAAUGAUCAGCAAAGGUUCUGUGGAAAUAUUAAUGGAUUUGAUAAAGCAAAUAAAUGAGAACACCAAGACAUCUGGCACCUGUUUGCCAAAUACAGGACACUUAUUAGUUCAAAUGACCGCUACAUUGAGAAAUUUAGUUGAUUUGCCACUAGCAAGAAUUAAGUUCCUGAGCGUCAACGCCCUUCCCCAGCUCUGCACAGUGAUGGAACAGAACACUGGGGACAAGGACGUCUGUACCAACAUCGCCAGGAUAUUCAGCAAACUUACAUCUUACCAUGACUGCUGUGUAGCGUUGGCCAACCAUUCCAAAUGUUAUGGCUUAUUUUUGAAUCUGAUAAACAAAUACCAGAAGAAACAGGAUUUAGUCGUUCGUAUUGUUUUUAUUCUUGGCAACCUGACAGCAAAAAAUAACCAGGCUCGUGAACAGUUUUCCAGAGAGAAAGAGAGCAUCCCAACUCUGUUGUCAUUAUUCCAAACAUUCUGUGAGCUGGACCUGCAUUCUGAGAAGUGUGGGGGUGAAGGUGAUGAACCUCCAAAGGCACCCCGGCUGCGGACCCAGGCCGAGGACGUGCUCAUCAAACUGACCCGAGUCCUCGCCAACCUCGCCAUCCACCCCGGCGUCGGCCCGGCCUUGGCCGCCAACCCGCACGUCGUGGGCCUGCUUCUCGCCACGCUGGAAAGCAAGUCAAUUGAUGACUGUGAAGAGCUGGUGAUCAACACUACGGCAACAAUCAACAACUUAUCUUACUACCAAGUGAAGAAUUCCAUGAUUCAAGACAAAAAGCUGUAUAUUGCUGAAUUGCUCUUAAAACUGCUUGUGAGUAACAACAUGGAUGGAAUUCUUGAGGCUGUGCGUGUCUUUGGAAAUCUCUCCCAGGACCAUGACAUCUGUGAUUUCAUUGUGCAGAAAAAUGUACACAAGUUCAUGAUUGCUUUGCUGGACGCCAAGCACCAGGACGUUUGUUUCUCGGCCUGUGGUGUUCUCCUAAAUCUCACUGUGGAUAAAGAAAGGCGUGUCAUUCUAAAAGAAGGAGGUGGCAUAAAAAAGUUAGUGGACUGUUUGAGAGAUUUUGGCCCUACUGACUGGCAACUGGCCUGUUUGGUUUGCAAAACCUUAUGGAACUUCAGUGAAAAUAUCACUAAUGCUUCAUCGUGUUUUGGAGAUGAAGAUACUGACAUGCUCCUAAUGCUGCUAUCCUCAUUUCUAGAUGAAGAGCUAGCAUUGGAUGGCAGUUUUGACCAAGACCUAAAAAACUAUCACAAACUUCAUUGGGAAACAGAAUUCAAACCUGUGGCACAGCAGCUUCUAAACCGAAUUCAGAGUCAUCACACCUUCCUGGAACCCCUGCCUAUUCCUUCUUUCUAACACCAAUGCAGAUUAACAACAGAACAGGAAGUCAGGUCUCCUUCAUUCUUAAGACGUGGUAAUAAACAUGAACUUGUUUUCAGUAUUACCAAAUAUUGAAAGUUUGCAGGUACUGACUUAGUGAAUAGCCUAAUAAUUUUAAAAGAAACAAGCAUUUCUUCUUGUUAGGUGUUAUAGAGAAAAUGAAUAUACAUGUGCUUUCUGCUAUGAGAAAUGUAAGAUAAAAUGAAAAUAUAUGCAUGUUUUUUCUAAGUCAAUGACUUUUCUUCUGUUCUCUAUGAAUCAUUUAGUUAUAGUCUUCAUAUCCUGAUUUAACAAUUGUGAAAUUGAAGCACUUGUCUGUUCAGCAGUUAAAUGAGCUGUGCAAUGAAGACAACUGGAUUUGAAUAUAGAAAGAAGGGUGGUCAACACUAUUAGGGAUGUGUUACCUCAUAAGCAUCUAUACUGAUUCUCUACUAUGGCUACUAAUCUUCUAAUGCAAUAUCAGUACUUUUCUGCUUCUGCUGUCAGGGGGAGGGCUAAACAGAACAAUUUAAAACACUGUUUCAGACUUCUAAUCUUUAUUCCCUAAAUAAAACCAGGUGAGAAAGGUAGAGUUUUAUCUUCCUUUUCCUUUGAAAUGACUGAACAGACUG